Molecule: messenger RNA, 3861 nt
Organism: Ectocarpus sp. CCAP 1310/34
Lineage: Eukaryota; Phaeophyceae; Ectocarpales; Ectocarpaceae
Source: the annotation of a GenBank genome assembly
UCAUCUAUCUGCUUCCGAGCACAGCAGUUGCUCUGUCUCUCUCUCUCCCGAGGGGGGGUUAGUUGAGUCUCCUGCGUCGGCAAGGAGGGAGCGAUGUCGGACGAAAGCAGCAGCAGCACCACCUCCGUGGGUGGUGUGAGCUCUUGGUGGGACUGGAUACCCAGCUGGCUCCUCGACUACGAUGCCUACGAGGAAACGGAAAACGAAGACUUGAGUGCGAUUGGCAUUGUGGCCAUGUACACGUCGGCCAUGUCCAUCCUGUUCUGGCUCUACUGGACCUACAAGCGUUGGAACGACCCCGGGUUCUUUUCUCCCAAGCGAGCGGAGCGGCCGCCCGAUCUGCCGGGCCCUCGGGAAGGCCUGUUCGCGUGGGUGUGGGCCCUGUACCGCAUACCGGAAGAGGAGUUCAUUCGCUUUGCGGGUUUCGACGCCCAGAUCUACGUGCGCAUGUACUCGCUUGCGGGCAAGAUGCUGUCCGUGAUUGCCCUGUACGCCCUCCCGGUGGUGCUUCCGGUUAACUGCCUGGGCCACUUCGAGACAACGGACAACUUGCUCUCCAAGAUGUCCAUGAGCAACGUCGGCGUGGACAGCCCUUGGCUGUGGGUGCACGUGACCGGCAUCUACGUGGUCACCGUGGUCUGCCUGCUGUUCCUCAAGGCCGAGUUCCGCGCCUACAUCCGGCUACGGCAGCGCUACCUACAGCAGCGGAAGCCGCACAUGCGGACCAUCAUGCUCGACGUCCCCGCGGACGCUCGCAGCAACGCUAUCCUCGAGAGCUACUUCGGUUAUCUCUAUCCCGACGCUGUGCUCACGGCCGUCUGCACGCAGGAUCUCCAUGUCUUGCGAGGCCUCCUGCAGAAGCGAUUGUCGGUGCUGACGAAGCUGGAGAGGGCGGAGCUGCAGCGGCGGGCCUCCAAGGAGGGUCGGGAGCCCAAGGUGUGGACGGGCGCCUGCUGCUGUCUGGGGCAGAGGGUGGACGCGGUGACCUACCUUACCGAGGAGCUGAGCUACUACAACACCGAGGUCAGCCGCGAACAGGCGAAGCGUCUGCACCAUCUUCGGAAGAUCGACCAGCGCGCGCUGCGGAUGGCUGCUCAGGGCACGCUGCAGCAGGCGAUCCAGGCGAUCAUGGCGCAAGGUGGAGGACAAAUUCUGGACGAUGAGGAGACCGGGUUGGUUGAGCAGCUUCUCCGGAGAUCUUCCGGUGCGCGAGGCUCGUCCGAAGAUCUCGAGGAGGACGAAGAGGAGGGGAUGAUCGGAAGACCGGGAUUCGUUGGCUCUGGCCAUGGCGGCGGGGGCGGUGCUCGAGGCCGCGGCGGCGGCGGGGGCGGCGGCGGCGGGAGGCUUGACAGGGAAGGCGUCCCUAGGUUAGGGAGCGACCACGGGGGUUCGCUUCCAUACUCAAGGCGGAGGACGGGGUCCAAGACGCUGUUCGAGCAGCACCAGUCUCUGUACAGUGGCACCGGCGACGAUAGCGAUACGGAAGGAACCACCAACCUUGGCUACGGCGACGAUAGGGGGAACGCAGGGGGUAGGGGCCUAAGCGCGCUGCUCUCCUCGGCGUUCGAUGGCAGCAGUGCCCAUAGCGGAGGCGCCGAGUCUAGACCGCUGCUCGGGAGCUCGCAGUCGUCCAUCAGGGUCCGGAAAAUUAACUUCCCGGAGAUGACUCCUCGAGCCUUCGUGACCUUCAAGACUUUCUCAGCCGCCACCGUCGCGCGCCAGGUGUUGCACGGUGCGGCCCCCGGUCGCAUGGCGGCGGAGGAGUCACCCGAGGCUCGAGACAUCUACUGGUUCAACACUCGCGUCACGCAGAACCAGCGGAACCGGCGCCGGAUCCUGGUGGAGGUGUUCUUGGGGGUGCUGUACGUGUUCUACGUGGUCCCGGUGACGCUGCUGUACCUCUUGCUGUCGGAGGACUCGGUCACGUCCUACGCUGAUUGGGUGGCGGAGUUGUACGACAACAACACGAUCUUCGCCGCCUUAGUGCAGCUCCUGCAGCCCGUUGCUCUGCUGGUGCUGAUGAACACGCUGCCCCCUCUGAUCCGGCUGCUGGGGAUGGCCGAGGGAUUCCCGGCGGAGUCGAGAAACCAGCAGGCUGUAUUGAGCCGCUACUUUUAUUUCCAGAUUGUCAACGUGUUUUUGGUGACGACAGUGGCGAACUCCAUCCUGGACACGAUCAGCGAGAUCGUGGAGGAGCCCACGAAGACAUUUACCCUGCUGGGGGAGGCCCUCCCCAAGGUUGCAGGAUUCUUCUGCGAGUACAUCAUCCUCAAGAUGUUUGCGGGCCUGUGGAUCGAGCUGACCCGCAGUAUCUCCCUCAUGCAGGAGUACCUCUUGCGAAUCAUCUGGCCGCGCAAGACGCCCCGAGAUCGCGCGACGGUGGUGAUGGGCAUCCGGCCCUACUUCGACGCGGGGUGGUUCAACUACCCCAAGUACAUCGCUCAGGACCUGUUGGUUGUGGUGAUCUGCUUGACGUACUCUAUCGUGAACCCCUUCAUACUGGUGGUGGGCAUCCCGUACUUCUUCGCGUGCCACCUGGUGUACAAGCACCAGAUGCUCUUCGUGUACGAGCCCAUGUACGAGACGGGCGGAGUGUUCUUCCCCAAGAUUUUCAGGCGGUUCAUUUUCGCUCUCAUCAUCGCGCAGGCGACGAUGGUGGGGAUCCUCAUCCUCAAGGUGGCCUACUACCAGGCGGGGCUGGUGUUUGUGCUGAUGAUCUUGACCUAUAUUGCCAAGUCUUCCCUUCGGGGGUCCUACGAGCCGGCGGCUUUGUCGCUCCCCCUCGAGAUCGCCAAGGUGCUCGACGACGUGGAGCCGGCCAGGCGGCCGGCGCGAGACCACGAGGAUGGGGACGAUGGCGACGCCCGUACGGCCUACCUGCAGCCGAGCCUCAAGGCCGAGCCGUUCGCGAGGCCCGAGCUGGAUCGAGAUCACCAGGCCAACAUCGACUUCGAACGCUUCCGCGGUCGCGUAUGACGUGACGUGAUUGGUCCUCCUUCGGUGCGUGCGGUCGUCUCUGGUAGUGGCGCCGUUUCCCUCGGGAGGUCACUGAAAGUGAGCCGGAGAGGUGCAUCCGCAGCAAUGAUCCGGAAUCGAGGCGACGAACGAACGACGACGCGUUUCACAGGGAAGGCCGAAACCACGCGUGAUUUGGUCCUCCUUUCGUGUGUGCCGUCGUCGUUCAUUACUAUUAUAUUGAUAGGUGUUGUCGACUUCUGGCGGUUCCGCGGCCGUGUGUGAUGAUCCAGCUUCCCGUGUGCCGCUUCUUUACUACGGCUGGCGCUGUGUUGGGGUGCUUUUGGGAGGCGCACGGCGGGUCGGGUGUCUUUUUUUGUUGUGCUUUUCUGUUCCUUUGUAGCAGCGUGUAGUGCUUGACGGUCGACCCUCUCUCCCUACGCCAGAUGAUGAAUUUCGAUCUCGUCACCGCCUCGAAUGGAGGAAUGUGUGCUGACGUCGGCGUUUGGUUUCGUUUGGAGCGGUUGUGAUGAGCGGGUAUCGAUCAUCGUGCCCAGACAAGGGCGGGUGUUGGUGGAGUAGGGGUAGAGCCCAAUGCCAGAUAGUCUCUUUGCAGGCAGGCAUGAUGAUCGCUCCGGUGCCGUCACGCUACAGUAGCCCUGGGGGCACUAUAGACCGGACUCUGGCUAUUGUUUCUUUCGCGGCGAGGGAGAAAAGGCAGCAACCUUCGCAGUUUUUUUGUGUUAAAACAUACAAUUGGGGAGGUUGGAUUAGCGUUAGGGAUAAAAACAUUCGAUCGGGGCGGUUGGGUCAAGUGUCGGGGUUAGGGAAUAAGGUCCACGUCCUCCUUCCCUGUUCUGUUCCUCAUAAACUUAAUAAUAGCACGAAGGCGGUCCAAAAACGGGG